Tetrahymena thermophila SB210 is the source of this 1077-nucleotide messenger RNA. Its product is annotated as 2-oxoisovalerate dehydrogenase subunit beta precursor. NCBI's taxonomy places the organism in Eukaryota, Ciliophora, Oligohymenophorea, Hymenostomatida, Tetrahymenidae. Gene Ontology annotation, biological process: branched-chain amino acid catabolic process; response to nutrient. The record is from RefSeq and is a predicted model, not a curated record. Gene Ontology annotation, molecular function: catalytic activity. The transcript has 8 exons.
AUGCUUAGCAAAAUUUUAAAGAAGGCCAACAAGGUUUAAUAUGCUAAUUUCGCUACUGCUAAAUAUAGAUUAGCCAAGGACAUUCCUGCUGGAGUUGAAACUUAGCAUAUGAACUUAUUUUAAGCAGUUAACAACGCUUUAGAUAUUGCUUUACAAACAGAUAAAACAGCUUGCUUAUUCGGUGAAGAUGUCAAAUUCGGUGGUGUAUUCAGAUGCAGUUUGGGUUUGAAUGAAAAAUAUGGAACUGAUAGAGUUUUCAACACUCCUCUUUGUGAAUAAGGUAUUGCUGCUUUUGGUAUUGGUUUAGCUACUAACGGAGUCACUGCAAUUGCUGAAAUUCAAUUUGGUGAUUAUAUUUUUCCUGCUUUUGAUCAAAUUGUCAAUGAAGCUGCUAAAUACAGAUUUAGAUCUGGUAAUUAAUUUGACUGUGGAUCUUUAACAAUUAGAACUACUUGGGGUGCUGUCGGCCAUGGUGCUUUGUAUCACUCUUAGUCUCCUGAAGCUUACUUCGCCCACACUCCUGGUUUGAAGGUUGUUAUUCCCAGAGAUCCCAUAUAAUGCAAAGGUUUGUUAUUAGCCAGUAUUAGAGAUAAAAACCCAGUUAUUUUCUUUGAACCAAAGGCUCUUUAUAGAAAUGCUGAAGCUGAUGUUCCUGUGAUGGACUAUGAAUUAGAUCUCCAUGUUGCAGAUGUCAUCUAAGAAGGUACAGACAUCACCCUUAUUGCAUGGGGAACUCAAGUCAGAGUUAUCUAAGAAGCUGCUAAAUUAGCUAAAGAAAAAUUGGGUGUUAGCUGUGAAGUUAUCGAUUUAUAAACUAUUUAUCCUUAUGACAUUGAUACCCUUUAAAAGAGUGUAAAUAAAACUGGUAGAUGUAUUAUUAGUCACGAAGCUCCUAUUACUUGUGGUGUUGGUUCUGAAUUAGCUGCCAAUAUCUAAGAAAAGUGCUUCCUUAGAUUGGAAUCUCCUGUCAAGAGAGUUUGUGGUUUUGAUACUCCUUUCCCUCUUGUUCACGAACCUAUUUACUUACCUGAUAAGUGGAGAGUCUUUGAUGCCAUUAAGAAAUCUGUUAACUACUGA